CCUAAAAUUUGUCAUGUUGUUUGUUUUAAAAACAAAGGGAAACAAUCCCACUACUCCCACCACCACACAACCACCAAAGUCAUUAGCUUUCAGCCACCAAACCGGUCAACACACCUCCUCCACCGUUCGCCGCCAUCCGCCAGCCUUCCCCCGUCCCUCGUCGAUCCAGCAGAUGUCAACCCUACCCCGACCUCCUUAGCCUAGAAAACUCUAGAUUCUAAUAUCACUACUCACUCCCCGUGAAACCCGUCGGCCGACCCUCCCCCACCCUCGAAACCCUAGUGCCUAGGGUUUCGAUGGUGGGGGAGGGUCGGUCGGCCGUUUAACGGUGAAGGAGAUGUGUAUUUUAGGUUUUUCGAUGGUGGGUUUCGAUAGUGAGGAAGACCGACGAGGGGAGGGGAGGGGAGGUGCGACGAGGGGAAGGGAGGGUAGUUGCGGCGAAGGGUGGGGUAGGUGUGGGGAGGGGAGAGGAUGGGGCAGCAAAGGUCGUGGAAAUCGGGGAAGGUCGAGGUGGAAAUCGGGGAAGGUCGUGGAAAUCGGGGUAGAGGAAGGUCGUGGAUGGGACGACGAAGGUCGGGGAAGCGGCGGCGAAGGUCGGGGAAGGGGCGGCGCAUGUCGGUGGAUCCGUGGAGGUGCGACUGGGUGGUGGAGGUAAGGUAUAAGGGUGGUGGCUAGUGUAGGUGUGGUGGUGGAGGGGUGGCUAGGGAAAGGGAAUGGAAAAGUACGUCUAGGGGAGUGGGGAAUGGAGUUGGAAGGAUUUGGGGUAAUAGAGGGGGAAAAGGAAUGAAAAAAAGUGCAUAACAAACAACAACAAAGGGAAUCGAGCCAGUUGAUUCUCCUUCCCUUUGUUGAUUACCCCCAACCAAACAGCCCCUAAGUUUAAUUAUCAUUAUUGGAUAUCUUAUUGGGUACCCGAUAACCGAUCCGAAAAUCCGGGUACCCGAACUUAUCGGUUAUGGGUAUCACUUUUAGUGAUUUUGGUUAUCAAGUACCCAAACUGUUAGUACGGUACCCGUCCCAUGCUCACCCCUAUUUUGAACACCCUUACGCCUUAGUAAUGAACAAUACUCCGUAUUUAUGAUCCGUCGUGCUCCUAUACAACUUCCUAGUUCACUGAUAUGUGACCACCCUGCCAAUAUAGCAUUUGUAGUGGGUUCUUUGUGUUUCCUAAUAAAUUUCCGCAAUUUCUGCAACAUAUAGCAUACUUGCAGAUUUUCGCGGCUUCGUUGGUGUAGUAACGGUAAACUUAGUUAUUGUUUAAUAAUACGUGGCGAAAUUAUUGGUUUUGAUUAAAUUGCAUUUGAUUAAUGGAGUUGGAACUUGAAGUAUUUUGAUUUUUGAUGAGUAUGUUGAAUGUCUUGGUUGUGUGGAUCUUUAAAAUGGUUUAAAAUAAGGAGAACAAAGAGCGAAAAGUGAGACAUUAAAGGAAAGAAUUAUUAAGAAAUUGAGCAGAGAAGGUGGUGUGAGUUAGGGAGUCAGAUGCUUGUGGGUGUCACUGACUGUAAGAAUUAUUUUAGUGUUAUGAAUCUGUUGUUUAUGUCUCCUUACUUAACUUUGUUUGCCCGGGGUUCAUGGGGUUUGCCGCCGCCCAGGGAAACAGGCACUUCUUAGGUUCUCUUGUCAUACAAGAGAGUCCUUUAUUAAAAGUUACUCGAUCUCAUUUCGUUCUCUCUCUUUCCCAUUCACCAUUCUGGCUUAGUUUCCGCCAAGAUUCGUUCUUGCUGGCUGCAUAUGUCCUCUCCCUUGAGAUCUUUCCAAAUUAUCUUGAAACUAAACCUUUCUGUUAAAUCUAGUUAUUUGGUCCCACUCCCUGGGGAGAUUAAAUGUUCCAUUUUCAGGAAAUUUUUCUUGAUUCGUGUAUAUGUUGCAUGAUUGCAUACACAUUUGUAUAGUCUGGGAAUUGAUGUCCUCGGAUCGAUUAGUUUUCUAUAGAAGAUACAGCACCUUUGUGUAAAAGUAACGAUAGUCCAGAUCUUUACCGACCAAGAUGAAGUUUAUGAAACUUGGAUCAAAGCCAGAUACAUUUCAAAGUGAAGAUAAGCAUGUCAGGUAUGUGGCAACAGAGCUGUCUACUGACAUUGUUGUCAAUGUUGGAGAUGUGAAGUUUUAUCUGCACAAGUUCCCUCUCCUCUCCAAGAGUUCUCAGUUGCAAAAGUUGGUUUCAACAGCAAAUGAACAGAGUAAUGAUGAAGUAACUAUCACAGACAUUCCAGGAGGGCCUGCUGCGUUUGAAAUUUGUGCCAAGUUCUGUUAUGGAAUGGUGGUUACCUUAAAUGCUCACAAUGUUGUUGCUGCUCGUUGUGCGGCUGAGUACUUGGGUAUGCAUGAAACUAUGGAGAAAGGCAACCUUGCAUACAAAAUUGAUGCCUUCCUGAACUCUAUCAUCUUUCGCAGCUGGAAGGAUUCUAUCAUAGUUCUGCAGACAACUAUGUAUUUGCUCCCAUGGUCUGAGGAUCUGAAGUUGAUUAGUCACUGUGUUGAGGCUAUUGCUUCCAGAGCAGUUAUUGACACUUCCAAGGUGGAUUGGUCCUACACAUACAACCGGAAAAAGCUUCCAGAGGAAAAUGGAAGUGAAUCAAAUUGGAAUGGUGCAAUGAACUAUAAAGUGGUGCCAAACGAUUGGUGGGUUGAGGACUUGUGCGAGCUUGAGGUUGAGUUAUAUAAAAGAGUUCUAGUUAGUAUCAAUAACAAAGGCAUUGUUUGUGGUGAAGUGAUUGGAGAAGCUCUAAAAGCUUAUGUGUAUCGACAAUUGCCUGGUCUCGUCAAGGGUGUGACUAGGUCUAGUGAUUUGAUAAAUUAUCGAUCCACUGUUGAUACAAUCAUUUUUCUCCUACCUGAUGAGAAAGGUUGUGUGUCGUGUAGCUUUUUGCUGAAAUUGCUAAAAGCAGCCAUACUAGUAGACUCUAGUGAAGUGUUGAAGAAAGAGUUGAUCAAGAAAAUCGGACACCAACUAGAGCAGGCCUCUGUCAGUGAUCUUUUAAUCAGAGCACCAGAAGGUGAUUCUUUGAUGUAUGAUGUUGACAUUGUACUGAACAUAGUACAUGAGUUUUUCAUCCGAGAUCAAUAUUCUGAAAUUGAAACACUAGAGGCAGAUGAGGCUCAGGAAUUUAAAAAACCUGGAAUUUUGUCUGAAGCAUCAAAACUAAUGGUCGCCAAGUUGAUUGAUGGAUACCUUACUGAAAUAGCAAGGGAUCGGAAUCUGCCCGUGUCAAAGUUUGUUGAACUCACAGAGAUGGUAUCUACAAUUUCCAGGCCUGGACACGAUGGGCUAUAUCGUGCAAUUGACAUGUAUCUCAAGGAACACCCUGAGAUCAAUAAGAGUGAGAGGAAGAAGAUAUGUAGAUACAUGGACUGCAAGAAGUUAUCAGUCGAUGCAUGCAUGCACGCAGUGCAAAAUGAAAGGCUCCCAAUGAGGGUGAUUGUGCAGGUGCUUUUCUUUGAGCAGGUUCGUGCUGCAGCUACAUCUGGGACCAGCACACCUGACCUGCCAAAGAGCAUCAGAGACUUGAACAGUGGGUCCAUGAGGAGCUCAAGGUCAACACCUAAUGCAGAUGAAGAUUGGGACGCAGUGGCUACAGCUGAGGAAUUGAAGGCCUUAAAGGGUGAGUUAGCUGCUUUGAAGUUGGAGAGGAAGAGAAGUGAGAAAUUCAUAGAAGGUAGACCUAGUGUUGACAAGACUGCCCUUCAUAAAGUAAAGGGAUUGCUCAUGUCGAAGAAGAUAUUUUCAAAGCUUUUGUCGAACAAACAUGCUAAUGCUGAUACAAGCGGCUCAGAUUCAUCAGAAACUCCCAGUACUGCAAAUCCCGAAUAUGCAAAAUCUACAUCUUCUGCUAACCGAAGGAUUUCAGUUUCUUAGUACAUUAUUGAAUUAUAGUUGUCUCGUUGUAAGUCUCAUGAGUUCUGAUCCCCCCCUCUUCUUUUGUUGUAACCCUUUCGGUUUUCUUUUGAACACAUUAGAUGCCUAGGAUUAGUAUUUUCUGCGCUUUCGAGUAAAAAGGUAAUCUGCACUGCUGUAGAAUGGGGAGUAUUGGAGAUACAACAAUGAUAUAUUAAUAAUUAUAAAUGGACAAAAUGUCUAUAAUUUAAC
This is a messenger RNA of Chenopodium quinoa (quinoa), 4087 nucleotides long. RefSeq names its product BTB/POZ domain-containing protein NPY2-like. Bases 1988 to 3856 code for a protein of 622 amino acids. Gene Ontology annotation, molecular function: protein binding. The record is from RefSeq and is a predicted model, not a curated record. Lineage: Eukaryota; Viridiplantae; Streptophyta; Magnoliopsida; Caryophyllales; Amaranthaceae. The transcript is spliced from 6 exons.